GUUUAAAGAAGAGAUUGGAAAGAGAAAUGUAACUGUGGGAGCUGAAAUACUGUUUGAUAUUGAUAGCUCAUCACCUGAUAUCAUUUGGGAGUCACUAAAGGACAUUCGGAUCUUCGUUGUUUUCGCUCCUCACAUGGGUUCAAUUGGCAUGUUACCUCUUCAGUAUAUGUUGUGUAAGUUGUACAAGCACGGAUACUACGGAAGACAUCACGUGAUACUAUCUUACUACCCAACUGUUCAAGAGCAAUGGGAUUCUGUUGAUGAGACAAAUUUCGAAUGUUCACGAUCACAAAUGUUCGAGGUUCUUCAAGGUGCCUUGGGUUGUUCCCUAUCAGUGUCAACCCUUCUUGAGAAAUACGACAACGAGCGGCAUUUCAAAACAAACCAGACAUAUACUGAGUUGAGAUAUAUUGUUAAGCCAAGGAGCAAUGAUGAAGUGAGACGGUACUAUCAGUCAUUUUUGUAUGAUACCAUUUGGGCAACGGCAUUGGCUAUUAACAAAACCAUACAGGAUUAUGGAGGCGUCAAUGAAGUUAAGAAUUAUAAAUUCAAUGAAGACAGCACUAAGCUUUUAUUGAAUUCUCUGUAUGAUAGUCUCCUAAAAGUCGACUUUCAAGGAAUAUCGGGUCAUUUCUAUUAUAACAAUACUCGGGGCUUCAGACAGUUCAAGACCUAUAUUGGACUUUUUGGUUCUGAAGGUGAAUUGUCGACAAGCAUUGGUUAUGUUGUCGUGGAUAAAAAAGAGGUUGCAAUAACUCAGCCUGAUGACAUUAUAUGGAAAUCAAAAGGU
Molecule: messenger RNA, 790 nt
Organism: Owenia fusiformis
Lineage: Eukaryota; Metazoa; Annelida; Polychaeta; Sabellida; Oweniidae
Source: the annotation of a GenBank genome assembly